This is a messenger RNA of Psammomys obesus (fat sand rat), 4610 nucleotides long. RefSeq names its product SPT16 homolog, facilitates chromatin remodeling subunit (gene Supt16h). Lineage: Eukaryota; Metazoa; Chordata; Mammalia; Rodentia; Muridae. The coding region runs from base 242 to 3385 and encodes 1047 amino acids. Gene Ontology annotation, cellular component: FACT complex. Gene Ontology annotation, biological process: positive regulation of transcription elongation by RNA polymerase II; transcription elongation by RNA polymerase II. Gene Ontology annotation, molecular function: nucleosome binding. The transcript is spliced from 26 exons. The record is from RefSeq and is a predicted model, not a curated record.
UCUGUUGACUAUUUCACUUUUGCGUCCCUCUCUGUUGCUCUUCUACCCUACCGAGCGAGUUCUGCUUUUUUGUUGUUGUUGUUUAAGUCUUCGACGUUUUAGGGACCCGGAAGCGGAAGAGGACAGCGUGCGGUCGGUACUUCCGGGUCACAGAGAGUGCGGGAUUCCGGGCCGAGCGCGGGUCGCGGAGCUGGGACCUCGCGUGAUUCUCGGAGCCCGACGGGAAGCGGCGUCCGGGGCUAUGGCUGUGACUCUGGACAAAGACGCGUACUACCGGCGAGUUAAGAGACUGUACAGUAACUGGCGGAAAGGAGAAGACGAAUAUGCCAGUAUUGAUGCCAUUGUUGUAUCUGUGGGUGUUGAUGAAGAAAUUGUUUAUGCCAAGUCAACUGCCUUACAGACAUGGCUCUUUGGUUAUGAACUAACUGAUACAAUCAUGGUCUUCUGUGAUGACAAAAUCAUCUUCAUGGCCAGCAAAAAAAAAGUGGAAUUUUUGAAACAGAUUGCCAAUACUAAAGGCAAUGAGAAUGCAAAUGGAGCCCCUGCCAUAACACUGCUCAUCAGAGAGAAGAAUGAAAGUAAUAAGAGCAGCUUUGACAAAAUGAUUGAAGCCAUUAAAGAAAGCAAGAAUGGCAAGAAAAUUGGAGUGUUCAGCAAAGACAAGUUCCCUGGAGAAUUCAUGAAGAGCUGGAGUGACUGUCUCAACAAGGAGGGCUUUGACAAAGUAGAUAUCAGUGCUGUUGUGGCAUACACCAUUGCUGUGAAAGAGGAUGGGGAGCUCAACCUGAUGAAGAAAGCAGCCAGCAUCACCUCUGAGGUUUUCAACAAAUUCUUCAAGGAAAGAGUCAUGGAGAUAGUGGAUGCAGAUGAGAAAGUUCGGCAUAGCAAAUUGGCUGAGUCUGUGGAAAAGGCCAUUGAAGAGAAAAAAUACCUAGCCGGAGCAGACCCUUCUACUGUGGAAAUGUGUUACCCUCCUAUUAUUCAGAGUGGUGGCAACUAUAAUCUCAAAUUCAGUGUAGUGAGUGAUAAAAACCAUAUGCAUUUUGGGGCCAUUACUUGUGCCAUGGGCAUUCGCUUUAAAUCUUACUGCUCCAACCUUGUUCGCACUCUGAUGGUUGAUCCUACUCAGGAAGUUCAAGAAAAUUACAACUUCUUACUUCAGCUUCAAGAGGAGAUGCUAAAGGAAUUAAGACAUGGUGUGAAGAUAUGUGAUGUAUAUAACUCUGUCAUGGAUGUGGUUAAGAAGCAGAAGCCAGAGCUGCUGAACAAAAUUACAAAAAACCUAGGAUUUGGGAUGGGAAUUGAAUUCCGUGAAGGCUCUCUAGUAAUCAAUAGUAAAAAUCAGUACAAGCUUAAAAAAGGGAUGGUUUUCAGCAUCAACCUAGGAUUUUCAGACCUGACUAACAAAGAGGGAAAAAAACCGGAAGAGAAAACCUAUGCCCUAUUCAUUGGUGACACAGUACUUGUAGAUGAGGAUGGCCCAGCCACUGUUCUUACUUCUGUGAAAAAGAAAGUAAAGAAUGUGGGGAUUUUCCUAAAGAAUGAGGAUGAGGAAGAGGAGGAGGAAGAGAAAGAUGAAGCAGAGGACCUUUUAGGAAGAGGCUCCAGGGCAGCAUUACUUACCGAAAGAACAAGGAAUGAGAUGACUGCUGAAGAAAAGCGAAGAGCACAUCAGAAGGAACUGGCAGCCCAGCUCAACGAGGAAGCAAAGAGGAGACUGACAGAGCAGAAAGGGGAACAGCAGAUUCAGAAAGCUCGCAAGUCGAAUGUGUCCUAUAAAAACCCAUCUCUGAUGCCUAAGGAACCACAUAUUCGAGAAAUGAAGAUAUAUAUUGAUAAGAAAUAUGAGACUGUGAUAAUGCCUGUGUUCGGCAUUGCCACACCCUUCCAUAUUGCCACAAUCAAGAACAUAAGUAUGUCAGUCGAAGGAGAUUAUACUUACCUGCGAAUCAACUUCUAUUGUCCAGGCAGUGCUCUGGGCAGGAACGAGGGCAACAUCUUUCCUAACCCUGAAGCCACUUUUGUCAAGGAAAUUACAUACCGAGCUUCAAAUAUGAAGGCACCUGGAGAGCAGACUGUACCAGCCUUAAAUCUUCAGAAUGCUUUUCGAAUUAUAAAAGAAGUACAAAAACGUUACAAGACGCGAGAAGCUGAAGAGAAAGAAAAAGAGGGCAUUGUGAAACAAGACUCAUUGGUGAUCAAUCUAAACCGGAGUAAUCCAAAACUGAAAGAUCUGUACAUUCGUCCAAACAUUGCUCAAAAGAGAAUGCAAGGCUCCCUGGAGGCCCAUGUCAAUGGUUUCCGCUUCACAUCUGUUCGAGGAGACAAAGUGGACAUUCUGUACAAUAAUAUUAAGCAUGCUUUGUUCCAGCCCUGUGACGGGGAAAUGAUUAUUGUCUUGCACUUUCACCUCAAGAAUGCUAUCAUGUUUGGGAAGAAGCGACAUACGGAUGUACAGUUCUACACAGAAGUUGGCGAGAUCACUACAGAUUUGGGGAAACACCAGCAUAUGCAUGACCGAGAUGACCUCUAUGCUGAGCAGAUGGAACGGGAAAUGAGACACAAACUGAAAACAGCCUUUAAAAAUUUCAUCGAAAAAGUAGAGGCUCUAACAAAGGAGGAGCUGGAGUUCGAAGUACCAUUUAGGGACCUGGGGUUUAAUGGGGCUCCCUACAGGAGUACCUGCCUCCUUCAGCCCACUAGUAGUGCACUGGUAAACGCUACAGAGUGGCCACCUUUUGUGGUGACUUUGGAUGAAGUGGAGCUGAUCCAUUUUGAGAGGGUCCAGUUUCACCUGAAAAACUUUGAUAUGGUGAUUGUCUAUAAGGAUUACAGCAAGAAAGUCACAAUGAUCAAUGCCAUUCCAGUCGCCUCACUAGACCCCAUCAAGGAAUGGCUGAAUUCCUGUGACCUAAAGUACACAGAAGGAGUUCAGUCCCUCAACUGGACUAAAAUCAUGAAGACCAUUGUUGAUGACCCCGAGGGCUUCUUUGAACAAGGUGGCUGGUCUUUCCUGGAACCUGAGGGUGAGGGGAGUGAUGCUGAGGAAGGGGAUUCCGAGUCUGAAAUUGAAGAUGAGACUUUUAAUCCUUCUGAGGAUGACUAUGAAGAGGAAGAAGAGGACAGUGAUGAAGACUAUUCGUCAGAAGCCGAAGAAUCAGACUAUUCCAAGGAAUCUCUGGGCAGUGAAGAAGAAAGCGGAAAGGACUGGGAUGAGCUAGAAGAAGAAGCUCGGAAAGCGGACCGUGAAAGCCGUUAUGAGGAGGAAGAAGAACAGAGUCGAAGUAUGAGCCGGAAGAGGAAGGCAUCUGUACAUAGUUCAGGCCGUGGCUCUAACCGUGGUUCCAGACACAGCUCUGCACCCCCCAAGAAGAAGAGAAAGUAGUAUGAACUUUGGGUCCUAUGCUCCAUUCUCUCUGCAGACAACUCCUAAAAAUGAGAUGACAUAGAAACUGUUUUUCUUUUGGUUUCAUUGAAGUUUUGCCAUUUGUGUUUGGGUUUAGGGGCCAUUUGUGCGGACCAAGCUACUCGGGGAAUUCCAGGUCCACCAGGACAUGUGCCAGUGGCCCCGUUCAGAUGGCUGGCAAGGGAAGCAGUGUUGAAGGGCAGGAGGCUCCUCCUACUGUUGAUAGCAAUUGUUCUUUUCUUCUGACAACCUAUCUUUGGUGUCUCAACGCUGAAUUACCAAGACAGUGGUAUAAGCUGACCAUUAACUAUUUCUACUAUGAUUCUUUUUUCUUUAUUUUUUUUUUCUGGCUUUUUGAAACAGUCUCGCUUUGCAGCCAUAGCUGACCUUGUAAACCAGGCUGGCCUCAGACUCGUGAUCCUCUUGCUCCGCCUCCCUAGUACUGGGAUUACAGGCCUGAGCCACUGAACAAGCAUGGUUCUGGCCCUCGGGCUCAGUCCUUCCGUCCCUUUAAGUUUCAGAUCUGAAGUUCUUAAGAAAGGUUCUUGGGCUUUGCUGAUGAUUAUGAUAUACACAGCUGAGCUGAAAGCAGAGUAGACCAGUGCCUGGUCUUAUGUGUUUCUGGUUUCUUGCCUCAUGCACAUUCUGGGACGUUUCUGUAGCCUUGGAAGACAUAAGCACUGGCACUCCAUGCUGGAUUUUUUUCUCUUUACAGGUCCAUAUGUGGUAAGUGCUAGAAGGUAAAACUACCACUGUCUCUUCUGAUACUCUAAGGAAGCAUAGUUAUGCCUUGUACACUGCAGGUGACAUCUAGAGGGAGACUAAAAGGAAUCAGCACAGAUCUGAAAGAAUAGGUCAUGUCUUGGGCUACAAUAUCUUAAUAAGAGAAGCUGGAAGAAGGCCACAACCACAAGGCUGGGCUCUGCUGCUCCUCCCUUUACUUUCUCUGCAGUGUCUUGUGUUGGUCAUCUCCGACGGUCAGCUUUGAAGUACUGGGGGACUUUUAUCUUGCGUCCUCCCUGCAGGCCCUCUGCAUCCACCUGUUCUACUUUGCCUCCUCUGUUCUGUGACUUUAAGAGAAGGGGCUUCUCAGAUUUUAUGUUUGUUUGUUAUUUUCUCCUUAGCAGUAGGACUUGAUAUUUUGAAUUUUGGAAGAACUAAAAGAUAAUAAACUGGGAUUUUUUUUUGUUUUGUUUUUUGUAAA